Messenger RNA from Empidonax traillii (willow flycatcher), 3985 nucleotides. Its product is annotated as Krueppel-like factor 5. Lineage: Eukaryota; Metazoa; Chordata; Aves; Passeriformes; Tyrannidae. Gene Ontology annotation, molecular function: DNA-binding transcription factor activity, RNA polymerase II-specific; RNA polymerase II cis-regulatory region sequence-specific DNA binding. The transcript has 4 exons. The record is from RefSeq and is a predicted model, not a curated record. Gene Ontology annotation, biological process: regulation of transcription by RNA polymerase II. Bases 109 to 1233 code for a protein of 374 amino acids.
GAGAAAGUGAAAUUUCAGAGAUAAGAGAAGUGUGGAAGUAAAAGGCAUCCAGCACCUUCCCUGCCCGAGCAGCCAGUGGGGCCCUUCACUGCUCAGGCACGCUCUGAGAUGGACAAGUACCUUUCCAGCGAGGUGCUCCCCAUCCCGAUGCUGCCGGACAAGAAGUACCGUCGGGAGAGCGCCUCGGUGGUGGACGAGUUCUUCUCCACGGAGAAGCCCAGCUCCACCCCCUACAGCGUCAACAUCAACGUGAUCCUGCCCGAUACGACCCACCUGCGCACAGGGCUGUACCGGCCCCCCAAACCCCCGGCGUCCUUCCCGCAGAUCAAAACCGAGCCCGGCACCGCCUUCGCCCAGCCCUGCUCAUCCGCCCCCGGCCCCACGCAGACCCUGCCCGACUUCACCAGCGUCUUCAGCAUGCCCCAGUCGGUGGCCGUCAACAACAUCUUCAUCAAGCAGGAGAUGCCCUCGGAGGUCCCCUUGUCUGCUGCCCCCCAGCCGCCCCAGCUCUACCAGCUGCCCCUGGGCAGCGGCGGCACCGACAUCCCCACCCUGACGUCCUCCUGCAGCACCACGGCCGUCAACUGCCUGGCCGGGGUCACCAUGGCCACGGGCAGCACCAUGGCCAGUGUGCACCGGCCCGUGCAGCCGGCAGGGCCGCUGAAGCAGUACCCACACGUGUCCCAGGGACAGGGCAGCUUCAACAUCUCCGGGCAGUUCUACCCUGCCCCGGGGGUGACCCUGCCCCCCUCGCCCCCCAACUCGCAGCCAGGCAGCCCAGAGAACCAGCCUGAGCUCAUCAACACCAUCUCCCCCCCGCCGUCCUACGAAGCCACUUUUGGACUGAAGCUGGUCCAGUCGUCCCAGGUCCCCCCGGUCCCCAAUGGCGUUGGGACCCUCUCCCAGGGGCACCUGGUCAUGCAGCCCCCCAAGUACAACCGACGCAACAACCCCGAGCUGGAGAAGAGGAGGAUCCACCACUGUGACUACCCAGGCUGCUCCAAAGUUUAUACCAAGAGCUCCCACCUGAAGGCACAUCAGAGGACUCACACAGGUGAGAAGCCCUACAAGUGCACCUGGGAGGGCUGUGACUGGCGCUUCGCCCGCUCUGACGAGCUCACCCGGCACUAUCGGAAGCACACGGGGGCCAAGCCCUUCAAGUGCCUCGCCUGCGGCCGCUGCUUCUCCCGCUCCGACCACCUGGCCCUGCAUAUGAAGAGGCACCAGAACUAGGAGCUGCCUCCUUCCCACACUUCUCCAAGAGCAGCUGGAACUCUUUUUUCCUCUGAGGGGCCUCCCCUCGUGCUGUACAUAGGAACAAACCCACGCUGUGAUCAACUGGCAGGGCAGGGAUGGUGGGUGAUCCCCCUGCCAGGCCUGUCCCCGAUUCUUUCUGGUUUUAAAAGAAAUUCAAAACCCCAAACAACUCAUUUACGAUCAGUUCUAAUUACAGACUGAUCUCCUGACGAGGCUCCCAGUGCCACUGGGCCAAUGGAUCUUGGAUUCCAAAGGGCUUUCUUCCGGCAAACCUGCUAUUUAUUUGUCACUCAGGAGCAACUGUCCUUUGUUCCUCAAGUUCUUUGGGAUGGUUUUUUACUCCUUCCAGGAUGGUGCCUUUGGUGAGGCCCAGGAGGGUUGUGACGGGUUGGAAGCUUGGACCCUCUUGGACUGCCCCAUGGCAUGGCUGUGGAUGUGACACACUCUCCCGUGGUGUGACCAUGGAUGUGGCACCUUCCCCCAUGGUGUGAUACGGCACCUUGUCCCUUGGCAUGGCCAUGGCUGUGACACUUUGCCCCAUGGUGUGACCAUGGAGGUGGCACCUCUGUCGUGUGAGAACAGGAGCACGUGCCUAGGGUUGUUUGGGCUGACAAUCCCAGUCUCUGUGGGGGCAUAAAAGAAGAAGACCUCUGACAUACUCACCUGAUGUGCCUUCAAGUAAGGGACAGCACAAAAGCAGGUGACAGAAGCACCACCUGUGUCCUGUUGAGCCCAGCUGUGGUUUCCUGGCAGCGACUCAGCUCAGCAAAGACCGGUCCUGCUUGGCGAGGUGUUUUGGUUGUGUCCUUAGCAUUUCUGCUUCCAAGAUAAAUUUUGACUUCAGGUGUCUCUGGGAGGACCAGCAUGGGUUUGAAGCCACCCAAAAUGCCGCUGAUGAAAGUCUGGUUUCCCAGAAGACACCGGUGGUGCCUUUCUCCAGAAGGCACACACAAGGACUGUGAUCACCAAUCACACCAGGCCUGUGCUGUUGCCAUUUCACCCCACUCAGAUGGGGAAAAAAAUAGAAAAAAAACAUAUCUUUGAAACUAAUUCCAAUGAAUUCUCCUGUUCAGAUUGUAAUCACAUUACCUACCUCACAGGUUCACCACCUCAAGCUCCGUGAGCACCUUCCCCCCUUGCUGUGGGGUGCCAUGACACGUGGGGCACAUCACCUGCUCUCCAAAGCCUACCAGGGGUUAAAUUUGGGCAAGACAAGAGCCAGGCCCUGCCAGUUCCAAUAGCAGCUGUGUGGGUCAUAAAUAAAUCAAGAACAAAUAAUGGGCCCGGUGUGUCCAACUGAAUAUUGAUUUCCCCACACCCUCCUCCUCUUUUAUUUCUCCUUGAACAAAUUUUGGUGCCCCACGGCCUGAUGUGUGUCUGCAGUGUGGGAUGAGAGGCCACGCUGAACUGGGGCAUCUUUGAGUGGUGGGAAUUUGGAGGCCACUCCUCUCUACUGGUGUCAAACUGCUCGGGAGCCGCAACCCGCCCUUGGGGUCCUGCUCAUGCUUUUCCAUGGAUAAACCAAGCUGAGUGGCACCUGCAGCAGGAGAGGAGGGCAGGAGGGAUUUGGGGGUUCUGUGGUGUGGUGUAGGCUUUGGGGGGGUGAUGUGCCCGGGGCUGAUGGCCCAGCACUGCCAUGGGCCCUUGGGGUGGCUGUUUGGCUCUCCAGCAGGGUGGGAAUGUCAGGCCAAGGAAUUGCUGGAGGUGGCUCAGGUGGCUUUUCCAGUGGUGCAUGGGAAGGGCUUUCCAGCCCUCAGCACCAGGGCUAGAAGGUCUGACAUCAGCAGCCUCUUGACACUGAGCUCAAGUGAAGUUUGGAGGGCCUGGCUUACACCCAGCUGACUGUGUGGAUGGACCUCCAAGUCCUUUUUUCAAUCCUUUUUCCAACUCUUCCAUGGCUUGUCGUGGCAGCUUCAUGAGGAUUGGCUGGUUGUGGGGCCAAGGGGCUGGUUUGCCAUGUCCCUUAUUGGCUGUGGGCUCUGGCUCCUCUCCAGGGCACAGGGCAGGACCUUGCCACUGUGACCUUGCCACUGUGACCUGGGCUCCUUCUUGUGGCCUGAGCUGGCCUGGGAGGUUGGACCUGCAGUGCCACCCCGUCCCAGCUAAGGUAAAACCACAGGGGACAGUUUCACCUCUUGCCUUGUGCCUGGGAUGUGGAUCUGGAGAGCCCCAGGGAUGGGGGCUUUUCCACCUCUCUGAUGAUGGAAAAGUCCCUUGGAGAGCAGUGGUGGAGCAACUGGGAUGAGCUCAUCCCAAAGGAAUUUCAGCACAGUGUGGAGAUGCCUCAGCCAGUCCCCACCUGGGUCUCCAGGAGGCUCUGGGUGACUCCAGGAACCUCAGGCUGGCUCGGUGGGGCUGGUGGGGACCCCCCAUGGCCAUGCUGGGACCUGCUGGGCUCUCCCCCCUCUGCUGGCACCUCUCAGCCCUCCGUGGAUGAGCCCUGGCACGGGCAACCUGUGUCCCCACAUCCCCCAGGAGCUCCAUGGCUGCAAUCCCAACCUCCACACUCCAAGAGGGUUUUUUGGUGCACCUUUUGCGGUUGAACCUCCUCAAGACCUGAGCCAAAGCACAGGGUGGGGGGUCCCCCGGCUGUCGGGGGGUCACCCCAACCCCUGGCCCUCGCAGAGGGGUCUCUUUGCCCCCCUCUGCUUUUUGGAGAAGGAAACCUCUGCUGUGAUUCUGAGUGGGCUCCAAAACCAGCUGGCUAAAGACCAAACCAACCAAUAGG